Molecule: messenger RNA, 3211 nt
Organism: Osmerus eperlanus (European smelt)
Lineage: Eukaryota; Metazoa; Chordata; Actinopteri; Osmeriformes; Osmeridae
Gene: slc22a16
Product: solute carrier family 22 member 16
Exons: 8
Coding region: 110-1867 (585 amino acids)
Biological process (GO): transmembrane transport
Cellular component (GO): membrane
Source: RefSeq, a predicted model, not a curated record
AGGCAACUACAAUUUAGAUCCUUUUUAGAAUCCGCCAUCCGACGACCCGAGGAGCGUAUUGGUGUCGCUUAAAUUAGACUGUCAGAUUUUCAGGUCACCUAACAGAACAAUGUCAGUUGAGCGAAUAUUCGAUGAACUUGGACACUUCAAAAGGUUCCAGGCAUGUUUGUACUUUGCUGCAGUGUUCCAGGCCAUAGCCUGUGGAAUCCACUACCUUGCAUCUGUUUUUCUUGUGGAGACGCCAAGCUUCGUCUGUGCACCGCCAGGGAACCUGAGCGACGUGCUGUACGAUAACCAUACGGGACACACGCUGGAGGAGGUGUUACCUUUCUUCACACCGGGGAAGGGGCCAGUGGUUGUGCAAACGUCCAGUGGUGACCAAUGGGAGCUAAGCCCUUGCAGCUGCGCUUUACGGAUCAACCCUACGGACUUCACGUAUCAAUUUGACGGCAACAAGACGGUGUCAGCGUGCGGCGGGCUCUACGUGUACGACCACAGCGAGGUGUACCAGAGCAUUGUGACGGACUGGGACCUGGUGUGUGAGAGGGAAUGGCUGGCCAAGCUGUGUCAGCCUACCUUCAUGCUGGGAGUGUUGAUUGGGGCCCUGGUGUUUGGGGACAUCGCUGAUAGGGUGGGCAGGAAGAGGAUUCUACAGUUCACCAGUCUGGGGCAGUUCAUCUUCGGUGUGUGUGUGGCGUUCACAGGAAACUACUACUUCUUCAUAGUUGUCCGCUUCUUCCUCGCCAUGGUGUCCAGUGGUUACCUGGUGGUGGUGUUUGUCUACGUGACUGAGUUCACCGGUAACAAGGUGCGCACGUGGACCUCCAUGCACGUGCACGCUUCUUUUGCCGUGGGCAUCAUGGUGGUGGCCCUGGUGGGCUACCUGGUCCGGGUGUGGUGGGUCUACCAAAUCAUCCUCUCCGUCUGCACCUCCCCCUUCCUGCUCUUCUGCUGGAUGUUCCCAGAGACGCCCUUCUACCUGAUGGCCAAGGGCCGCAUCCAGGACACCCAGGCCCUGCUGGACAUCAUGGCCCGCUUCAACGGUCUGGAGUCUGGGCUGAAGGCCACAGACAUCCUGGCCACGGAGCAUCAGGGCUCUGGGGAAAAGGAGGCUAUGCUUGAGUCUGGGCCUGGGCCUGAGGCUGGGCUAAAGUGUGAGCUGGGGUUGCCUGAGAGGAAGCUGAGCAUCCUGGAUCUGUUUGGCACUUGGAGGAUGGCUGGCAGAACGCUGACGGUGUGGGCCAUCUGGUUCAUUGGCAGCCUGGGCUACUAUGUGUUCUCCCUGGGCUCUGUCAACCUUGGGGGGAACCAGUAUAUCAACCUCUUCCUGGCUGGUGCUGUGGAGUUCCCCUCCUAUCUGAUUGGCUGUUAUGCCAUGGACCGGGUGGGCAGGAAGAGGACGUGUGCCCCAGCUCUGCUGCUCAGUGGGAUUGCCUGCAUGCUCAUCAUUGUGGUGCCAAAUGAUAUACAGGUUUUAGCCAUCAUCCUCAGUAUGACAGGCAAGUUUGCCAUUGCCAUCGCCUUCGGACUAAUUUACCUGUACACCUGUGAGCUCUACCCUACCGUCAUCAGGUCCCUUGCGGUAGGCAGUGGCAGUAUGAUGUGUCGUGUGGGCAGUGUGGUGGCUCCGUUCUGCGUGUACCUGGCCGACAUCUGGUUGUUCUUACCUCAGCUGAUUGUGGGGGUCCUUGCGUUCAUCAUCGGUGUGAUGACCUUCCUGCUACCAGAGACCCUGGGGGAGCCCCUGACCACCACCCUGAAGGAAGCUGAGGCCCUGGGACGCAAGCCGAGCAAGAGGAGCCCUGACCUGGGGAUGGAGGAUGGAGUAGAGAUGAUCCAGAGCUCCAACCACCAGAUCAAGGCCUGAGCUGUCAGCCAACCAGGGACAGAGAGAGAGAGAGGGAGAGAGAGAGAAGGAGAAAGAAAGAGAAAGAAAGAGAGGACAUUAACAUAGAUGGCGCCCAAAAAAUUGAAAAGGGGAGUAAAGAAAGAAACCAAGGCGAAAGCAAGGGUGAGGUUUCUACAAAUGGAAAAAAAUAAAAUGAAUACAAAGUACGCUCAGGAUCCAACCAAACAACUUCUCAUUUGGAUACUAAAGAAAACUUUCAGAUGAAAUAUAUUUUUUACAUCGGCCAAGAGACCAAUUAUAGAGCAGGGACACCACCCUUCCCAGGAGCCCAGCUUGCUGUUGCCAGGGACGAUGGAGCGCGAGCAGUUCUGCUGUUCGACAGAUGCCACAGAUGUGGUAGUCGUGUGCCUUAGCAUCAUAGCAACCAGGGAAUUUACAAACAGCAUGAAGAUAAUCAGUUGCAUGUGUAUUUGUGUGUGUGUGUGUGUGUGUGUGUGUGUGUGUGUAAUGAACAAAGUGAGAGUGGUGUGAGUCUGUGAGUCUGUGUGUCUGUGGGGAGUCAGGUGGCUGAGCGGUGAGGGAAUCGGGCUAGUAAUCCGAAGGUUGCCAGUUCGAUUCCCGGUCAUGCCAACUGACGUUGUGUCCUUGGGCAAGGCACUUCACCCGUCGCUCUGGAUAAGUGCGUCUGCUAAAUGACUAAAUGUAAAUGUAAAUGUGUCUCUGUGCUCGUACAGUGACACAAGUGAAUUGACAGAUGAUUAGAUGGCCGCUUCUCUACAGCUAUCAUGUGAAGAGAUUACGGUGGCAAUUUUGAAGAAGAAAGAAAACACGCAUAAAUGCGGAAACACAAUAACCAGGUACUAGUUAUAGAAUCUCAGGGAAUCUAUUGUGCAGGAUCUCACUGUGAUGUAAUCCUUAAUAUUCUCACUGUCCAUCAGUGUUGUUUACCAAUAAUUUAAGUUGAGCUAUUGUGUGUUUAUUGUGUGUGAUUGGGUCAUCUGAAAAUAUCCAAGCUAUAUACUGGUGUCCAUAUUUAAUACAGUACUGUAUUAAACUUACAUGUCUGUGUUGGGACUGCUGUAUUAUUUAGUUAAAAGAAUUCUUGCUUCCAACAUGUACAGCUUGCGUGUAUAAGGACCAUAUUUGGACCAAAUACAGUGAUUAUUAACCCAUUGAAAAAACGUUUUUAAACAAUUAUAUUACAUCUGUUACUUAUCUCAUGGAAAUACUGAGUCUUUGACUUAAGGCACACAGUCUGUUUAGUCUUACAGUCAGUGAAGUGGUUGUUAUGUAUUUUUGUACUGAUGUAAGUUUAAUUAUUAUAAUUUAUUUUGUUGAAAGAAAUUAAAAGAAAAUGCCUAA